AGUGGACGCGUACGUAGCCCCAAAUGCCGUACUCGCCGGUCAGGUAACCGUCUGGGACGGCGCAUCUGUCUGGAAUGGUGCCGUUCUCCGCGGGGAUCUCAAUAAGAUCACCAUUGGCUUCUGCUCUAAUGUCCAGGAAAGAUGUGUCGUUCACGCCGCUUGGUCAUCACCCACGGGGCUUCCGGCAGACACAUCUAUCGAAAGGUAUGUGACAAUUGGUGCAUGCAGCCUCUUGAGAUCCUGCACGAUUGAGCCAGAGUGCAUCAUUGGCCAGCACUCCAUACUUAUGGAAGGUUCUUUGGUGGAGACCCAUUCAAUCCUUGAAGCAGGAUCUGUUGUUCCUCCGGGAAGAAGAAUCCCAACUGGUGAGCUUUGGGCCGGGAAUCCAGCAAGGUUCGUCCGCACUCUGACUCACGAGGAGACUUUAGAGAUUCCUAAGCUAGCCGUGGCGAUAAAUGAUCUAAGCAAGAACUAUUUCUCAGAGUUCCUACCCUACUCAACAGUGUAUUUGGAAGUUGAGAAGAUGAAGAAGUCAUUAGGAAUCUCAAUCUGACGUUUCUCGUCACUGGCUCAACUGCUCAAGUCCUGACGCUUUAGAUUUUUCUCUUGAUUCUCUUUUUUCUUUUUCUACAAAGAAAAAUAAUCAAACACGGGUUCCCUUUGGAAUUGUAUGCUUUAUGUUGUAUGUCUAUACUCUGUAUACAUAAUGUGUGCAUUGCCUCUUUAAAAAGGGCGGGAUCUCCUGCUAUCAUUCUGCGGAUUUUAGAACUUGACCUUCACCUUAGGAAGGGAAAAUGAAUUUGAUGUUGCUUGCAUGCAUAUGAUUUUUGGCUUAUCGCAUGUGACUAUGUGAGGGUAUCUUGUUUUUGUUUUAAACUUGAAUUUUGUUAUG
Messenger RNA from Cuscuta epithymum, 892 nucleotides. The record is from the annotation of a GenBank genome assembly. Lineage: Eukaryota; Viridiplantae; Streptophyta; Magnoliopsida; Solanales; Convolvulaceae.